Molecule: messenger RNA, 1708 nt
Organism: Stylophora pistillata
Lineage: Eukaryota; Metazoa; Cnidaria; Anthozoa; Scleractinia; Pocilloporidae
Source: RefSeq, a predicted model, not a curated record
CUCUAUUUAUAUGUAGUUAUUCCUUUAAAUUGAUGUUUUCUGAAAUUGACGUUUACUUAAUAGCGUGUAGCACUCGGCGCCAAUCAUGGCGGCCACGUUUAGAGUAGCUCUAGUUUCUAUCACUAUUUUAUCCUGUUUAAGCGCUGUAUUUCUAAACCAUUUAUUAUUCUUCGAGGCUACUUUUAAAUCAAGGUGGGAACCCCUGUACAGUGGUGUCCAACUCAAGAAGAAAUGCACUUGUAUCGUCAAACAUGGUUUUCAUCGAUCAAGAGUUCCAAUGCAGAAGCACACUAAACACGGGUUUGUCUCCUUAGUCAUCCCUGGCCACGACCCUCCAUUGGACAUCACGGUAUACGUUGAUAUUUCGACCAACCCCGGUCCUGCUCAAUCUAUAAUCGCCAUUGGUAGCCGGCAGAGAGCCACUCGAGAUUUAAUUCAGCAACUUGGUUCUCCAAUUCGCCAAACAACGACCCAACAGUACUCUCGACGUGAACUGGUGUCGCUCCGGAAAAAUUACAGCCUUCAGGAGAGACGGUCAGUUUUAUUUAAGAACAUUCGAUCGUAUGGAAUUUUUAAGUACCGAGGGAAACGGUCUGGAAGACUUACUAAAACACAAUUAAAUACAGGCCGAAGCAAAUAUUCUUCAGAAACGAAUGAUUUUUCCACCUUGAAUAAUUAUUCACAGUCGAACAAUCACACUUUACCGGGGCUUUCAGUAAUUCCCGUGAGAACAACUACGCGCGUCAUCUCCAGUAGUUACACAAGACAAAGAACUGUUAAUUGCUAUAACUCUUCCACCUUGAAUGAAUUUUUACGGUUCAAUAAUCACACUUUACCGAGACUUUCAACAAUUCCCGUGAGAGUAACUACGCGUGUCUCCUCCAGCCGUUACACAGAACAAAGAGCCGUCAAUUUCAACAAUCUGGCUAUUAUCAAGCCUAAGAGAAACAACGACGCCAGCAAAAACACCUUGCAAUUCGUACCGUCAAUAGCUGUGUCUAAUGUAAUGAGUUUGGCGCCAAAAAUAGACGAACUUCGUAUUUUUUUGAACACCCACAAGUUUGAUCUUUGUUGUAUAACGGAGACAUGGCUGAAAGAUUCUAUUGAUGACAGCGUAGUUGACAUUAGUGGCUACAACAUUAUACGCAAAGAUAGGACCCACAGGCUACAUGGGGGUGUGGCUCUAUAUGUAGAAGAUUCCAUCAAAUUCUCAAUUCUACGGGACUAUGAGUUCCCUGACCCCGAGGGCCCUGAGGUUUUGUGGGCCAAGAUCACGCCCAACCGAUUGCCUCGGGGUUAUAGCUGCCUUAUCAUUGGUACAGUAUACCAUCCUCCACCACCUGCCAAAGAUGAGCCCCUCCUUGAUUACAUGAUGGAUUCUCUCUCUAGGAUAGAGAGUGAUAUCCCUGGCGCAGGUAUAAUUCUCGCUGGCGACUGGAACAGGGCAAAUGUUUCACCAGUUAUUAAGCAGUUCCGCCUCACGCAAGUCGUCCAUUUUCCAACAAGAGGGAAUCGUACACUCGACAAAGUGUUAACUAAUCUUACAGAACACUACGAGAAACCUUCUCCAUUCCCACUUUGGGGCAUAUUUUUGCCAAGGGAUCCUGUUAUGAAAGAACAACAAACCAAGAACACUAUUUGUUCUAUUCUAUGGACUGUGACCAUGAGUAUGUCAGACAGACCAAACGUGAGUUUGGUACAUGUUUGA